Messenger RNA from Dovyalis caffra, 1446 nucleotides. The record is from the annotation of a GenBank genome assembly. NCBI's taxonomy places the organism in Eukaryota, Viridiplantae, Streptophyta, Magnoliopsida, Malpighiales, Salicaceae.
AUGGCAGAAACUUUUGCAACAGACAUUGCCAAGUCCCUUUUACGGAAGCUAGGCUCUUUUGCAGCUCGACAAUUUUGUUUGGCAUGGGGACUGGAAGGUGGCCUUGCACGUCUUGAAGAGAUAUUGUCAGCCAUCAAUGCGGUUCUGUCGGAUGCCGAGAGGAAACAAUCACAAAAUGACAGCAUUAGGUUUUGGCUCCAGAAGCUGAAAGAAGUCUUGUAUGAUGCGGAGGACGUGCUGGAUGAAUUGGAGUGUGAAACUUUGCGAAGGCAGGUGGUGAAAACUAAAGAGAGCAUCAGCAGAAAGGUACGAAGCUUCUUUUCAAGUUCUAAUGUGAUUGUAUUCUGGUUAAGAAUGAGUCAUAAAAUAAAUGAUCUCAUCGACAGGCUGGUUGAGAUUGCAUCUCUUCAGCCUGACUGUAACCUCAACGAGCAGGCUAUUGAUUAUAGUCAUGUCUUGCAUGAGGAAACAGAGAUGAGACCAUCCUUUGAGAGCUUUUCCGGUCUUAUCGGAAGAGACAAAGACAAAGAACCUCUUCCCAUGUCACCAAAUAAAUUACAUCGUGUGCGAUCAGUUCUCUUUGAUGGUAGUGAUAUAGAGGAGCCUAGAUGCAAAACAGACUGUGGGAAAUGUUUGAUUGAAUUUAAGCGUGUGCGGUCGUUGGAAUUAUUGGAUGGUUGUGAAUUGCUUCCAGAAAGGAUUGGUGCCCUGAAGCAUUUGAGAUAUUUUAAUUUGGUUCGGAAUUCAAAAUUGAAAAGAUUACCAAAAUCUGUUUUCAAAUUACAAAAUCUGCAAGCUUUGCUUCUAGGUUAUGGAUUUGAAGAGCUGCCCGAAGAUGUGAGGUACAUGAUCAGUCUUAGAUUUUUAUUUCUAAUUACUAAGCAGAAGCGGUUGCCAGAAGGUGGGAUUGGGUGCUUGAAAUGUCUUCAAGUUUUAUUCAUCAGUAUGUGUGAUGAUCUUGAAUAUUUGUGCGAAGAUAUGCAAGGUCUUAAAAGCCUUCGAAAAUUAGGUAUUGUUGGAUGCAAAAGCUUGAUCUCUUUGCCACGAAGCAUGAAAUACCUAACUGCACUAGAGUUUUUGGGCAUUGUCGAUUGUGAAAAGCUUGAUUUGGCGACAAUGGAGGAAGAGCACGAGAAAGAAAUCAAACCACUUCGCCUUCAGACUGUAAUAUUUGCAGAGUUACCAGCAACACUAGCAUUACCGAAACAGAUUCUUCAAGGAUCUGCAGACACCUUACAAACAUUUAUGAUUGGAGACUGUCCAAACAUUAGAGAAUUGCCAGAGUGCAUCAGCAAUCUAAAGCAGCUUCAAAACCUUGAGAUCAAAAGUUGCCCAACUUUGAGCCAAAGGUGCCAAAGGGAAACAGGAGAAGAUUGGCCCAAGAUCGCUCAUAUCCCUAAAAUUGAUGUUGACGAUUAUGACAACGAUGAAGAAACAUCUAAUUAG